AUUGAAAAGAAUGGAGGAAGUUGCUACCAAGCUCGGUGCUGAUGGCAUUCAGAAAAAAGUGCUCUCUCCGGGUAAAGGAGAGCUUCCAUCGUUUCACGAUGGUACAAAGGUCAUAUUUCAUUAUCGCACCAACCUGUGUGAUGGUACAGUGCUGGAUGACUCCAGGAUGAUGGGAGGAAAGAGUAAACCCAUGGAGCUUAUCCUAGGGAAGAAGUUUAAGCUGCCGGUUUGGGAGCGGGUGAUCGCCACAAUGAGACCUGGAGAAGUAGCUGACUUCACCUGUGACAUAAAGCACACAGCCCUGUACCCAUUGGUUUCCCAGUCAUUACGGAAUAUUAGUGUGGGGAAAGAUCCUCUAGAGGGUCAGAGACAUUGUUGUGGAAUCGCUCAGGUACACUCUCACCACUCACUGGGCCAUGCUGACUUGGACCACCUGCAGGCAAACCCCCAGCCUUUGGUCUUCACCAUCGAACUCCUAGAGGUCUUGCCCCCAGGCUCUUUUGCAUUAGAGACGUGGGCGAUGACGGAUGAGGAGAAAUUGCAGGCCGUACCACAAAUCCAUGAGGAGGGCAACAUGCUCUUCAAGAAGGGACAGACUGCUGCAGCUGCAGAAAAAUACUACAAUGCCAUUGCCUGUCUGAAGAACCUGCAGAUGAAGGAGCAGCCUGGUGAUUUGGCGUGGAUUAAACUGGAUCAGAUGAUAACUCCACUCUUGCUAAAUUACUGCCAGUGUAAGCUGAUGCUGGGCCAAUACUAUGAAGUGCUGGACCACUGCUCCUCGCUUCUCAACAAGUAUGAAGAUAAUCUGAAGGCGUACUUUAAGCGUGGGAAGGCCCAUGCAGCAGUGUGGAAUGAGGCUGAGGCCAGGGCAGAUUUUGCUAAGGUGUUAGCACUGGACCCCUCUCUGGGCCCCGCGGUGGCCAAGGAGAUCCGAGCAAUGGAGGAAAAGAUCCGGGAGAAGGAGAAAGAGGAGAAGGGACGCUACAGAAAUCUCUUCAACUACAGCAGCACUUCAACAACAGCAACUACGAGCUGAAAGAAAUAUGGACAUUUCUUUUGUUGACCAUGAAGAGAGGUUCUGUCGUUGAGGCACUAUAAAUUUGAGCCUGUGAAUGCUCUUCUGUUUGGCCUUUCAUGACUCUAGCUAGGCAGACACAAGCAGCUUCCUUUUUUCCUUUCCACAUGUUCAUUCCCCCAUCCAGAUCAUACCACUCACAGUUAACAGGCACAAAAUAUUAUAUGUCUGUAAUAGAUCCCAUUAUACAAUGAAAUGUAACUUAUUUUUGGUUUAUUACAGAAAUUAAAAGGAUGACAAAGGCUUGCCUAACUAAUAUUUUUAGGGUUUCACACAUUGAAAUUCUGCAGUCUGAACUAACACUUGUUAAAAAAAAAAAAAAGUCUGUUAUACAUUAUGGAGAGUAGCAGCAGACUGCUUACAUGCAGUUAAAGUAAUAUACAGGCAGAGCCACCACACGAAGACAUGAUUCAACCUCCUGAUUGAGACAAUUAGCUUAUGAAGUACUCUUGUCACUAAUGCAUGGCUGCACAAUAUGGAAAAUAAGAUAUUGCGAUAGUACUGCUACAUUAUAGCAGUUGCGAUGGUUUUAAUAACUUGCAAAACACAAGUUGGAGAAUUGAUCAUGUGACAUGGUUAAAAGAUUGGCCUGUAUUAUAUUGACCAAAAUAUUUGUUGGAUGAUUUGAAUGCCUUGAUUCAUAAACACCCAUACAGACAAAGAUAUGUGAGAAUUCGUCAAGAGUCCUCAUAGUGCAAAAUAUUACACAUUAGCUGUAUGUUCAAUGUCUUGUAAGCUUUGGCAAUAUCCCUUCUGCAAUAGCCAAUACUGCUAUAACUUUAAACAAGUGAUAUCUAUUGUAAAACCCUACUCUGUUGCUCUGUCCUCCUUUAUUUAUCUUAUGUAUCUGUGUCAACCUUUGAUAGUUCCUGUUGUAUUCUCAUCUUUAUUUUCAUGUCAGUGGUCUUUGUAUGUAGGCUUGUAUACUUCGAUUUAUACUUUGACGAAUUCAUAUGCAAACUUUCACCUUGAUGGUCCUAAACAAGCCUUUCAAAAUAUGUCUGAGACAGGAUACAUAAGAAUUCACAGACCACUGUGACACAUAGAAAUGCUUGAGGAACCAAUGGCCAGCUGCUAAGUGAAAAAAAGAAAAAAAAAAAAAGUUAGCCUCCUCAGUGGUAAAUAUCAUGGCAAGUUUGUACAGUUCUGUACAAAAAGCACUGAAUGGGUGUCUGUAAUAUGCCUUGUGUGUUUCACUGAAACAGCAGACUGCAUUUGUUAUAACAAGCCAAAUAAAGACAAGAACCUGGA
Pygocentrus nattereri (red-bellied piranha) is the source of this 2326-nucleotide messenger RNA. It is a transcript of the gene aip, whose product is annotated as aryl hydrocarbon receptor interacting protein. The record is from RefSeq and is a predicted model, not a curated record. The transcript is spliced from 7 exons. Bases 11 to 1036 code for a protein of 341 amino acids. NCBI's taxonomy places the organism in Eukaryota, Metazoa, Chordata, Actinopteri, Characiformes, Serrasalmidae. Gene Ontology annotation, molecular function: protein binding; peptidyl-prolyl cis-trans isomerase activity.